Phytophthora nicotianae INRA-310 is the source of this 1366-nucleotide messenger RNA. RefSeq lists its product as hypothetical. NCBI's taxonomy places the organism in Eukaryota, Oomycota, Peronosporomycetes, Peronosporales, Peronosporaceae. The record is from RefSeq and is a predicted model, not a curated record. The coding region runs from base 80 to 1171 and encodes 363 amino acids. The transcript has 5 exons. Gene Ontology annotation, biological process: monoatomic cation transport; transmembrane transport. Gene Ontology annotation, cellular component: membrane. Gene Ontology annotation, molecular function: monoatomic cation transmembrane transporter activity.
GUUCGGUGGGAAAUGCUGCUUGGUGGUCAGUUACGAAUUGGCUCGGAUCUGGUCGGUCGUCUCCUUCUCUCCACUCUCAAUGGCCGAAUCUUCGUCGCUGCAACAUUCGCCCAAUGGCUACGGGACACUGACCAUCACUCCAACGCUUGGAAGCACCAAGGCUGAUGAUCGCUAUCGCCGCUCGCAGGUCUCGCACGCGUUCCUGCUCAAGAAGGAGGCGGACGUGGAGGAGCAGCGUCUGGCCUCGCCCUCAAACGCCAUUCUGCGCGUGCAGGUCGCCAUCAACGCGUCGCUCGCAGCCAAUGUGGCUCUCGCUAUUGUCAAGAUCUACGCGGCCUUCACUAGUGGCUCACUGGCUGUACUAUCGUCACUUGUGGAUUCCAUACUGGAUCUCACAUCGCAAGCUCUCUUCUGGUACUCGGACAAGCGGAUGCACACCCCGAGUGUCAAGUAUCCAGCCGGCAGACGACGCCUCGAGCCGAUUGCAGUCAUUAUUUCAGCCACCCUGAUGGGAAUGGCAGCUAUUGAGGUGAUUCAGCAGUCGGUGGAGGCUCUAGUCAAGGGCUUUAAAGGCCACCAGCGGGAACUGGACUUCUCUUCGUUCACCAUGAUCGUGCUGCUGGUUGCAAUUGUCAUCAAGUUACUGCUGUGGCAUAUCUGCACCAAGAUCGCGUCCCAUUCGCCUUCAGCCGAUGCUCUGGCCCAGGACCACCGCAACGAUGUCUUUAGUAAUUCGGUGGCUGUCGCUGCUGCCUUCGCUGCUCACUGGCACUCGAAUCUCUGGUAUCUGGAUUCUAUUGGUGCCAUCGUCAUCUCAGUGUACAUCGCUGUUAGCUGGUUAGCAACAGGGAAAGAACAGGUGGAGCGACUAGUUGGCCUUCAGGCCGACCAGGAGUUUAUUGACCAGAUCCGUUUGCUGGGCGACGUCCACCACCCCAUGAUGAGGACGGACAUAGUGAGAGCGUAUCACUUCGGGAACAACUAUUUGGUGGAGAUGGAGGUCAUCUUGCCAGAGGAUAUGUGCGUCAAGGAUGCCCACGACAUCAGUCUGAGCUUGCAGGAUAAAGUGGAGGCACUGGACAAUGUGGAGCGAGCUUUUGUGCAUGUGGACUACCUAGAACGCAACUACGACGAGCACAAGGACCCCACAAUUCGUCGCGAUUCCCCGUAGCAGACUGUAAAGAACACGGGUAUACUAUAGCAAAAAGAGGCGAUCACGUUUACCAAAAUAAGUUGAGAAAUGGCUUCGAGUAGCAGUUAUAGUGGGGGACGACCAUUGAUACAGGCUUAAGCUGGUCGACCUGACUUCGCCUCCAUUUCGAUGCAUAUGCUUCGAAUGAUCACUCAUUCCACUGCAACCGUGGCA